ACAUUUUUGCGCGCGGCGGAGAGCCAGCCCGGUGUCCCGGGCGCGGCGCCUUGGGCCUCCCCGCCCCCACCCGGCCCGCGCUCCUCAGGCCCCGUGGCCGUCGCGGGACCCAGGCUCGGGGACCCGGGGGCCGCGCUCGCUUUGGCGCCCGCUUGCCCCCGCACCGUGGGCCGCGCACUCCCUCUCGCCGCGGGACGGCCCGAGCCAAGCCGGGCAUGGCGCAGUCGACAGCGCCGCGCAGCCUCUGCCCGGCCGCCGGCCAGCGGCGCAACGCCUCACAAAGAGCGUGGCCCAGGCCUGCGGUGCCUUUAAAGGCGGCAGCCUGAGACUUAAGGUGUCCCCGACUAAGUGCGGUCCUCCGCCUGCGCCCACGGGCCGCAUGGAGAGCGCCGGGCCCCAACGCGCACGCCGCGGUGCCCACCCUUCUGUGCACGCGUGGGGCCUGGGGGCUUGCGGGUAGGUGGAUCAGAAGUAGAAAACCCAGCUGAUCGUGAGAGAGGGAGGGGAGGGGCUGAACUGUGAGGAGUGUGGGCCCCAGAACCAUGUCUACGCGGGAGUCCUUUAACCCGGAAAGUUAUGAAUUGGACAAGAGCUUCCGGCUAACGAGAUUUACUGAACUGAAGGGCACAGGCUGCAAAGUGCCCCAAGAUGUCCUGCAGAAGUUGCUGGAGUCUUUGCAAGAAAACCACUUCCAAGAAGAUGAGCAGUUUCUGGGAGCCGUCAUGCCAAGGCUGGGCAUUGGAAUGGAUACUUGCGUCAUACCUUUGAGGCAUGGUGGUCUUUCCUUGGUUCAAACCACGGAUUACAUUUAUCCCAUCGUAGACGACCCUUACAUGAUGGGCAGGAUAGCAUGUGCCAAUGUCCUCAGUGACCUCUAUGCCAUGGGGGUCACAGAGUGUGACAAUAUGUUGAUGCUCCUUGGAGUCAGUAAUAAAAUGACGGACAGGGAAAGGGAUAAAGUGAUACCCCUAAUUAUACAGGGUUUUAAAGAUGCAGCAGAGGAAGCGGGGACCUCUGUGACAGGUGGCCAGACAGUGUUAAACCCCUGGAUUGUCCUGGGAGGAGUCGCAACAACUGUCUGCCAGCCCAAUGAGUUUAUCAUGCCAGACAAUGCAGUACCAGGGGACGUGCUAGUGUUGACAAAACCCCUGGGGACACAAGUCGCCGUUGCUGUGCACCAGUGGCUGGAUAUUCCUGAAAAAUGGAAUAAAAUUAAGCUGGUGGUAACCCAGGAAGACGUGGAGCUAGCAUACCAAGAGGCAAUGGUGAACAUGGCGCGGCUCAACAGGACAGCUGCAGGACUUAUGCACACAUUCAAUGCCCAUGCAGCCACCGACAUCACAGGCUUCGGGAUUUUGGGCCAUGCACAGAACCUGGCCAAGCAGCAGAGGAAUGAGGUGUCGUUUGUGAUUCACAACCUUCCUGUGCUGGCCAAGAUGGCUGCCGUGAGCAAGGCUUGUGGAAACAUGUUUGGCCUCAUGCAUGGGACCUGCCCGGAGACGUCAGGAGGCCUUCUGAUCUGUUUACCACGUGAACAAGCAGCUCGGUUCUGUGCAGAGAUAAAGUCCCCGAAAUACGGCGAAGGCCACCAAGCAUGGAUUAUUGGGAUUGUAGAGAAGGGCAACCGCACGGCCAGAAUCAUAGAUAAGCCCCGGAUCAUUGAAGUUGCACCACAAGUGGCCACACAAAACGUGAACCCCACACCUGGCGCCACCUCUUAAUCUAGACAGAAAGAGCUAUUUGGUUUUGUUUUUAAAUAGAUCUAAUUCCUUAUCAUCACUUCAAUUAAAGACUAUAAGAACAAAAAUCUCAUUGUGUCUACACAUCUGGUGACCUUAGGUCGGUUUGUGAGUGGAUACAAUUAAUAAAAUGAAAUCCAUGGCCUUCUUUUCCUGUUACAUUAACUGAAGAUGCACCCAAUCUUGGCAGCUUCUGAGUUGAGAAUUAUAUUGUUAUCCAAUACUGUUGAUUCAUUUUGAAUCUUUAGACACGUAUCUCUUUGCCGCAUAGGCUCUUUCUAAAGGUGCUUUCACACAGGCACAGGCAUUACUGAGAGUAGUGUCACACAGCAGUUUGUCUUUCAUUUUAUGUAUAUUUAUCAUAGCAGUGUUGGAUGGUAUUCUGGAAAGAGAGUUGGUAAGUGACACAAUGGUCUCCCUGUAGUGAGAGGGUGCGUGCUCCUUGAGUCUGGCUUGUGGGCCAGGGCUGGUUCUCCUGUAGUGCGGUCAGUUCAACAAGGCACAAGGCAGGUGCUUCGCUCUGCAUGGAGAGCACUUGAACAACAGAAGAGGAAUUUUCUUUCUUUUUUUUGUAGCCUCCUGAUAUUUACAGUACUAUCAUUAACUGUUUCUUUACUUACAGCAAAAAAAGGAUACUUUUUGCAGUGUAAUUAGAUGUUCUAUAGUGCAACAAGGAAUUGCCUUCCCAUAGGGGUUCAUGUAUAAUACUCAUUUGCAACUCAAUAUAUAAUUACGCAAAUAAUUUUUAAAUAUAAUCAAUAAUAAAGACUGUUCUGUGGAUGGUAGUGUUUAAUACGUUUUAUAUUUUGUAUAGUGAUUUUAGGCCUUCUGUUUCUUCAGAUCAGCGCUCGUUAGCCUAAUCUUAGCAUCACUUUCUCCUUUGCGCCAGUACCUUUUUUGUGCACGCUUUUUGUGGUCUGUGUUAAAAAUCUGCAUUGCCAACAUUGCAGCUCGAAUUUAAACUUGUUAUUCAAAUAAAUAUUUAAUUUUUUAA
Messenger RNA from Castor canadensis (American beaver), 2733 nucleotides. It is a transcript of the gene Sephs1, whose product is annotated as selenophosphate synthetase 1. Gene Ontology annotation, cellular component: cytoplasm. Gene Ontology annotation, biological process: L-selenocysteine biosynthetic process. Gene Ontology annotation, molecular function: ATP binding; selenide, water dikinase activity. The record is from RefSeq and is a predicted model, not a curated record. Lineage: Eukaryota; Metazoa; Chordata; Mammalia; Rodentia; Castoridae.